This is a messenger RNA of Acanthamoeba castellanii str. Neff, 276 nucleotides long. RefSeq lists its product as uncharacterized. The record is from RefSeq and is a predicted model, not a curated record. The transcript has 2 exons. Bases 1 to 276 code for a protein of 91 amino acids. Lineage: Eukaryota; Discosea; Longamoebia; Acanthamoebidae.
AUGCCUUUCUGUUCGAAUUGUGGGGCGGCUGUGCCGCCUAAUGCUCGCUUCUGCUCGGGCUGUGGCCAAGCCACCGCCGCCGGCGCUGCCCCUGCUCCUUCGUCCCCCGCCUCCUACUCGCCAUCUUCCUCCAGCAACGUGUCAUCCAUUACCGGCGUGGCCCAGCAGGGAGCGUCCGUUUCCAACGCGUACCUGAUGGGAGGCCUGGGCAAGGGCGCUGACGUCAACACCGAGCUGUCCCGCAUCCUGGGCGACACCAGUGCGCCCCAUUCUUGA